Molecule: messenger RNA, 1734 nt
Organism: Neomonachus schauinslandi (Hawaiian monk seal)
Lineage: Eukaryota; Metazoa; Chordata; Mammalia; Carnivora; Phocidae
Gene: SIM2
Product: SIM bHLH transcription factor 2
Exons: 12
Coding region: 1-1734 (577 amino acids)
Biological process (GO): regulation of transcription by RNA polymerase II
Molecular function (GO): DNA-binding transcription factor activity, RNA polymerase II-specific; RNA polymerase II transcription regulatory region sequence-specific DNA binding; protein dimerization activity
Source: RefSeq, a predicted model, not a curated record
AUGAAGGAGAAGUCCAAGAAUGCGGCCAAGACCAGGAGGGAGAAGGAAAAUGGCGAGUUUUAUGAGCUGGCCAAGCUGCUCCCGCUGCCGUCGGCCAUCACCUCGCAGCUGGACAAGGCGUCUAUCAUCCGACUCACCACCAGCUACUUGAAGAUGCGGGCCGUCUUCCCCGAAGGUUUAGGAGACGCGUGGGGACAGCCAAGCCGCGCGGGGCCCCUGGACAGGGUCGCCAAGGAGCUGGGAUCGCACUUGCUUCAGACUUUGGAUGGAUUUGUUUUCGUGGUAGCAUCUGAUGGCAAAAUCAUGUAUAUAUCGGAAACAGCUUCUGUGCAUUUGGGCUUGUCUCAGGUGGAGCUCACGGGCAACAGUAUUUAUGAGUACAUCCACCCUUCCGACCACGACGAGAUGACAGCAGUGCUUGCGGCCCACCAGCCCCUUCACCAUCACCUGCUCCAAGAGUAUGAGAUAGAGAGGUCAUUCUUUCUGCGGAUGAAGUGUGUCUUGGCGAAAAGAAACGCGGGCCUGACAUGCAGCGGAUACAAGGUCAUCCACUGCAGUGGCUACUUGAAGAUCAGGCAGUAUAUGCUGGACAUGUCCCUGUAUGACUCGUGCUACCAGAUCGUGGGGCUGGUGGCCGUGGGCCAGUCGUUGCCGCCCAGUGCCAUCACAGAGAUCAAGCUGCAUAGUAACAUGUUCAUGUUCAGGGCCAGCCUCGACCUGAAGCUGAUCUUCCUGGAUUCCAGGGUGACCGAGCUGACCGGGUAUGAGCCACAGGACCUGAUCGAGAAGACCCUCUACCAUCACGUGCACGGCUGUGACGUCUUCCACCUCCGCUACGCACACCAUCUCCUGCUGGUGAAGGGCCAAGUCACCACCAAGUACUACCGGCUGCUGUCCAAGCUGGGUGGCUGGGUGUGGGUGCAGAGCUACGCCACUGUCGUGCACAACAGCCGCUCGUCCCGGCCACACUGCAUCGUGAGUGUCAAUUAUGUCCUCACGGAUAUCGAAUACAAGGAACUGCAGUUGUCCCUGGACCAGGUGUCUACGUCCAAGUGCCAGGACUCCUGGAGGACUGCCUUGUCUACCUCACAAGAAACUAGGAAAUUAGCUAAACCCAAAAAUACGAAGAUGAAGACAAAGCUGAGAACAAACCCUUACCCCCUACAGCAAUACAGCUCGUUCCAAAUGGACAAACUGGAAUGCAGCCAGCUGGGAAACUGGAGAGCCAGCCCCCCGGCGAACGUCCCGGCGCCCCCAGAACAGCAGCUCCAUUCAGAGAGCAGCGACCUUUUGUACGCCCCGUCCUACAGCCUGCCCUUCUCCUACCAUUAUGGACACUUCCCUCUGGACUCUCACGUCUUCAGCAGCAAAAAGCCAAUGUUGCCGGCCAAAUUCGGGCAGCCCCAAGGAUCCCCGUGUGAGGUGGCACGCUUUUUCCUGAGCACCCUGCCAGCCAGUGGUGAAUGCCAGUGGCAUUACGCCAACCCCUUAGUGCCUAGCAGCCCGUCUCCAGCUAAAAACCUCUCCGAGCCACCGGUGAACACUGCUCGGCACGGCCUCGUGCCAAACUAUGAAGCGCCCGCCGCCGCCGCGCGCAGGUUCGGCGAGGACACCGCGCCGCCGCCGCCGCCGCCACCGCCGCCGCCGCCGCCGAGCUUCCCGAGCUGCGGCCACUACCGCGAGGACCCCGCGCUGGGCCCGUCCUAUGGCCAAGCCUUCCCCCUUGGACCCUAA